This is a messenger RNA of Penicilliopsis zonata CBS 506.65, 1553 nucleotides long. RefSeq lists its product as hypothetical. The coding region runs from base 49 to 1320 and encodes 423 amino acids. Lineage: Eukaryota; Fungi; Ascomycota; Eurotiomycetes; Eurotiales; Aspergillaceae. The transcript has 5 exons. The record is from RefSeq and is a predicted model, not a curated record. Gene Ontology annotation, biological process: protein localization to cell surface; attachment of GPI anchor to protein. Gene Ontology annotation, cellular component: GPI-anchor transamidase complex; membrane.
AGAGAGAGAGACUCAUGGAGGAGCUGGGCGUGGUUCGAACAAACGAGAAUGCCUGUGGACCGGAGGAAGACGGCUGUCUUCAGCGCUGCUGUUCUUCUUCGGUUGCUGCUGUUCUUUGUGUUCCCCAGUCUGCCUGACUUGCUGACAGGGCGCGUGGAGGUGUCGACACCAGUCAACAGCUUCAAGCGACUACAGGAAGGUCUCUUCUUGUAUACGAGGAAUGUGUCGCCGUAUGAUGGGGGGGUGUUCCAUCAGGCACCUCUGCUGCUACCGUUGUACGCUUUACUACCGAGUGUACGAGACUACAGACUGCCACAGAUCGUGUUCUAUGCGUUGAUCGAUAUCCUCAAUGCCGAUGCGCUGAUCACGAUUGCUGACUCGGGCCAGUCGGUAGUGGGGAGGCUACACUCGACGAGUCGGAAGAAUAUCAGAUGGGACGGUGUGGCCAUUGCUGCUUGGUACCUGUUUAAUCCUUUCACAAUUGCAACAUGCCUGGGUCGGCCCACGAGCGUCUUGACGAGUUCAGCUAUACUGUAUGCGGUGUCAAACGCUGUCAGCGGCAAUAGCGUCAACGCAAUGCUCGCGCUGGGUCUUGCAUCGUACCUCUCGCUUUAUCCGGCGCUUCUUUUCUUGCCCCUCGUGCUGUUGUGCUACGACCGACAUGCAACUGGCAGCAAGGUCGCACCCAGUACUGCUUUAUUCGGCUUACAAAAUUUCGGAGUCUUUCUAGCGAGUGUGGCCGGCCUCCUCGCUAUCUCGUACCUGAUUAUCGGAGACUUCUGGGAGUUCGUGUCGGCAACGUACGGGUUCCAGCUGCUAGUCCCCGAUCUCACUCCGAACAUUGGGCUCUGGUGGUACUUUUUCAUCGAGAUCUUCGAUUCCUUCCGGGAAUUUUUCCUGGGCGUGUUCUGGCUUCAUCUGGCUGGGUACGUUGGUGGCCUGACUGUCCGACUGCGUCGACAGCCGCUCUUUGUCUUGACCUCGCUGCUAGGCAUUUUUGCCAUCUUCAAGCCCUACCCUAGUAUUUCCGACAUCUCGCUCUACUUUGCCCUCUUGCCUCUAUACCGUCAUCUCGUCCCUUUAAUGCGAUAUACCUUCUUCGCCGUGUCCGCUCUACUCUACGCGACCGUCCUGGGCCCUGUCUUCCACCACCUCUGGAUCUACGCCGGGUCAGGCAACGCCAACUUUUUCUACGCAAUCACUCUUGUCUGGAGCCUGGGGUUGUCGAUCCUAGUCGCCGACUCUAUGUUUGCUGCCCUCCGCGAUGAAUGGGAGGAGGAGAAUCCCGACAUGCGAGGGAAGGACGUAAGACAGAUCUAGCUAAAGCAUAAUUUACCAUUUCUCUAUUUUUUUCUUUUCAAAAGAACAUCAUGCGCUUCUCGUUUCCAAUCUUUUCGAUAAAAUUAAAUAAUCCGCCUCCUUGACAGUGCCAUUCCUCAGUAUGCGCGGCGGAGGCGAGUACUCGUCAACUCCGUAUCCCAGCCGAGCGUAGAACCGUCUCGCCCCCUCGUUAACCCGGAAGACAGUCAACAUGCACUUCUUCAGGCCGAUGC